This is a messenger RNA of Pneumocystis murina B123, 2110 nucleotides long. RefSeq lists its product as hypothetical. The coding region runs from base 80 to 2110 and encodes 676 amino acids. Gene Ontology annotation, biological process: long-chain fatty acid metabolic process; long-chain fatty-acyl-CoA metabolic process. Gene Ontology annotation, molecular function: long-chain fatty acid-CoA ligase activity. The record is from RefSeq and is a predicted model, not a curated record. NCBI's taxonomy places the organism in Eukaryota, Fungi, Ascomycota, Pneumocystomycetes, Pneumocystales, Pneumocystaceae. Gene Ontology annotation, cellular component: plasma membrane; lipid droplet; endoplasmic reticulum. The transcript has 9 exons.
UUUUUGAAAUUAAGAGCUAUCAUAAAAUAAACCAAAAUCAAGGAAAAUAUUCCAAAUAAUUUCUAAAUAUUGAAAAGCUAUGAAAGCUCUGUUUUCCAAGGAAUAUAGUACAGAGGAUAUUAAAGGCGAAAGUCGUAUUAGAAGAUCAGUACUCUCUAUGAAUGAACUGGUCGUUAGACCAUCUCCUGAUAUUAAUACGAUCUAUGAUAUUUUAAUAAGAUCUUAUAAGCUUUAUGGAUCAAGAAACGCCUUUGGAUUUCGUAAAAUACUUCAAGUUCAUACGAAAAAUAAAGAACUAACAAAAAUUAUCGGUGGAAAGGAAAUAAAGGUCCAAAAAGAUUGGAUGUAUUAUGAACUUAGUGAUUUUGAAUAUAUUACUUAUAAAGAAUUUUAUGAAAAAGUACAUAAUAUAGGAUCAGGGCUUCGUUCGUUGGGGUUUCUAAAAAAUGAUAGAAUUUCAAUAUAUGCAGCGACAAGUGUUGAAUGGUUAACAAUGGCAUUUUCAUGUAUUUCUCAAGCAUUAACAAUCGUUGCAGCAUAUGAUACUCUUAAGGAUGGGCUCUUAUCUUGUUUUCUCGAAACUGAGAUUAAGGGAAUAUUUUGCGAUGCAACUCUUCUUUCAAAUAUUGUUAUUUUUCUUAAAUCUAUUACUACUUUGAAACUUAUAAUAUAUCAUGGAAAGCCUCAAGAAGAUGUUCUUGAAUGUUUUAAAGAAUAUAAAGAUCUAAAGGUUCUUUCCAUCGAAGAAGUAGAAUCUUUUGGUAAAAAUAAUCCAGCAGACCCAGAUCCUCCCUUGCCAGAUGAUCUUAUUUGCAUUAUGUAUACAUCUGGAUCUACCAAUGUUCCUAAAGGGGUUCUUAUGACUCAUAAAAAUGUUGUUGCUGCAGUUUCUGGAAUUACUUUUGUAUUUGAGUCGUAUAUAGACAGUAAUGACUCUGUUUUAUCUUAUCUUCCUCUUGCGCAUAUUUAUGAGUUUGUUUUUGAGAUAUUUGCUUUUUAUUCUGGCCUUCUUAUUGGUUAUGGAACUGUAAAAACUUUGAGUGAUGCUAAUUGUUUGAAUUGUAAAGGUGAUAUUCAAGCAUUUAGACCUACGAUAAUUACAGGAGUGCCUGCUGUUUGGGAAAGUGUGCGAAAAGGAAUAAUUGAAAAACUCAAUUCUUCUUCUAAGAUAAAGCAAAAGUUGUUUUGGGCUGCGUAUAACAUCAAAUCUCGUCUUUUAUUACGUUCUGUUCCUGGUAUUGGCAUUUUAAAUGCUCUUGUAUUUAAACAUAUAAGAGUUGCUAUGGGUGGACGUCUUAGAGUUAUUUUUAAUGGCGGCUCUUCUAUUUCAAUAGAAACUCAGAAAUUUUUGAGUACGGUUUUGUGUCCUAUGCUUAUUGGUUAUGGUCUUACCGAGACGUGUGCAACAUGUACAAUCAUGGCUCCUAAUGAAUUUUCCUUAGGAACUGUUGGUUCUAUUUCGACAACUCUUGAAGCUAAGCUUGUUGAUGUUCCGGAUGCUGGAUAUUUUACUGAUUCAACUCCACAACAAGGAGAGAUAUGGUUUCGUGGCGCGCCUAUAUCAAAAGGCUAUUUCAAUCGGGAUGAAGAAGAUAAAGAAGUAUAUACAGAUGAUUUUUGGUUUAAGACGGGAGAUAUUGGUGAAUGGACAGAAAAUGGACAACUUCGAAUAAUUGAUCGAAAGAAAAAUUUGGUAAAAACAUUAAAUGGAGAAUAUAUUGCACUAGAAAAAUUGGAAUCAGUUUAUCGUUCUUGCAAUAUUAUUAGUAAUAUUUGUAUUUAUGCAGAUCCAUAUCAUCUCAAGCCUAUAGCUAUUGCUACUCCUUCAGAAGCUCUUAAAAAGAAUCUCCUAGAUAAUGGAGUAUCAUUCGAAGACGAUAUUUCUCUUAUUUGUAAAAAUAAGGAAGUUCGCUAUUUUGUUUUAAAUGAGUUAUUAAAAAUAGCAAAAAAAAACAAUUUUGCUACAAUCGAAUAUUUGGAAAAUAUAAUUCUUAUUGAUGAAGAAUUUUCUUCUCAAAACGGUUUGUUAACAGCUGCACAAAAAUUUCAAAGAAAAAAAAUUUAUGCUAAAUAUAAAGAAGAAAUUGAUGCUGCUUUUCAGGGUCUUUAA